AUGAUAUUCACACUAUUAUCGACAUUGCCAGUUCUAAUCAUCACAACUGAGCUCGAUUAUGCCGAACUUGUCAAUUCGCCACACUUUGGUCGCGAAAAUGUGUGUCUUUUAGCAACAAUUCCACGUCGUACUCGAAAUUGCACACGAGACACUGAUAUAAUCGAUCGACUCCUUAAUGGGACUGGCUAUAACAAAUUCCGGAUACCGCAGGAGGAAGGAAUGACGGUAGUUGUCGAAAUCUGGAUUCAAGCAAUAACAUCGAUCGACGAGUUAACAAAUGAUUUUGAAAUGGAUAUUUAUAUAACGGAGACUUGGUUAGAUCCAGCUCUUAAUUUCCAGCAGAUGAGCCCUUGUAAAGGCAAUUUGUCAUUGAAUCAUCAAGUUCUGGAGAGGCUGUGGACACCUAAUAGCUGCUUCAUUAACAGCAAAGUGGCACAGAUUCACAAUUCACCAUUCAGGAGUGUAUUCCUAAUGCUAUUUCCAAAUGGAACCGUAAUGGUAAACUACAGGGUUCGCGUGAAGGGACCAUGUAGUCUAGACCUAUCCAAUUUUCCAUUAGAUCUUCAAAAAUGUAGUUUAAUUUAUGAGAGUUUUAAUUAUAAUCGACAAGAAGUUGAAAUGAAAUGGUCUGAUGCCGAAUACCCGGUGUUCAAUUUAUCGAAAAUUGUUCUUCCUGAUUUUGAUUUGUUCGAAAUUCAAACGGCCAGAAAACAGGAGAGUUAUCCGGCAGGAAUGUGGGACGAAUUGCAUGUCACAAUAAUUUUCGAAAGACGAUUCAUUUGGUACUUCAUGCAGGCAUAUCUUCCAACGUAUCUCACUAUUUUUAUCAGUUGGGUCUCAUUCGCAUUGGGUUCUCGAGCGAUUCCAGCCAGGACCAUGCUCGGUGUCAACAGUCUGCUCGCCAUUGUCUUUCAAUUUGGAAAUAUCAUGCGGAAUUUGCCGCGAGUUUCAUAUAUCAAAGGAAUUGACGUUUGGAUGCUCGUUUCGAUGACAUUCAUUUUUUGCUCUCUGCUAGAAUUGGCAAUUGUCGGUUUUAUGGUUCGCGAUGAGACCAUCAACAUGAAGAAGCAGUCGAAGAAGAUUCAACGAGAAGAAUCUCCACAUGGAAUAAGCUCAGAGCGUCGAUUUAUGUUCCCUGCAGGUUGCUCGGAAAUCACCAAGUCCAAGAAAUCGAUGUCAUUUUACACCAGUUCAUGUUGGACACCGGAACGUAUUGAUGCAAUAUCAAGUGUCAUGUUCCCAUUCACUUUCUUCGUCUUCAAUAUUAUUUACUGGUUUUACUAUAUACAUCGAAAGGAAAUUAUUCGCGAGAAUCUUAUUAAUCAAACCAACAAUUCUUGA
Molecule: messenger RNA, 1341 nt
Organism: Caenorhabditis bovis
Lineage: Eukaryota; Metazoa; Nematoda; Chromadorea; Rhabditida; Rhabditidae
Source: the annotation of a GenBank genome assembly